GGUCGUGAGUGUUGUGAUAUGCAGGUUAUCACUCAGUCGUUCACAAGUCGUUAUGAACUUAUGUCUUGUAUAACCAAAUUGGAGUUUAUUAAAAGACAUCCAUGCGGUAGGUUGUAUGAUAUUUGUAUGUGUCGCCCUACUCUCCUAAGCACUGGUGACUAGUUGUCACAGUUGCUCUGUAAAUAGUAACCGCCGACUGAAACAAUUCGUUUUAAAGUUUUUAUUAAUUUAUUUUAUUUAGUUGAUGUUAUUGCUAUGUUAAGUUGCCAUUCAAGUUCACAGGGGCAGGUUAGUGUGCGUUAAUGCUGUCUGUAUAUAAUCGUGGCCAUAGAUAAUUACAAUUGCCGUUAUAUGUUUCAAGGAUAUACUUCUAUCGAAUGUGCUAUAUGUGUCAAUGUAUUAAUUCAAUUAAGUUUAGAGUUUAUGAGCCACAGGGUGUCCACGGGCCUUGAAAAUCCUGGAAAGUCCUUGAAUUGGAAAAAAAAAUUCCAGCACUGGAAAGUCCUUGAAAAUCAGUAGUAGUCCUUGAAAGUCCUGGAAUUAAUUUCCUUAACCUCCAGCUGUGCCAACAUUAUGGAUUUUGAUUAAAAUUACUGAAUAAAUUGAAUUAUGUACGGCAAAUCCGUGCCAUUUUCAAAGAUUUUUCCCAGUUCUAGAUCCUUGAAUUUACUGAAAAAGGGCCUUGAAAGUCCUGGAAUUUCACCUUCACCAAAGGGUGGAGCCAAAUCCAUUGACGUAAUUAUCAUAGUAAAAGUUGGAGAGGAAAAAAGUUUACUUUAGUUAAUAUGUAAUAGUGCAUGAUAUAGACUGUGUUACAUAAGUUAGUGAGUUCCUUUUACGCUCUUGAAGAGUUAACAUGAACGACGAAGUCAGAUAAGUAUGAAUAUAUACAAUGUGUAUAACCAAUCAAAAUUUGUAUAACUAUAAUAAAUAAAAUUUUGGAGCACACGUUCUGUACGUAUUGGUGAUCCUACCUGGCAAAAAGUAACCUGUAUGGCACGAGGUAACAAUCUCUGCUUGAUCGUGGUGGGAAUCGCCGGAAACCGCGACCUUUUGGUUUGCUAGUCCGAUGCUCUACCAACUGAGCUACGAGCAUGCCCGGAUUUUGAGGGGAGGUGUGGGGAGAUGCGCACCUCCCAUGUGAUCGUUUUGCCCCCCCCCCCCCCCAAAAUUCAUCCACCUCCCCUUAGGAAAGGUCAAUAAAUGAUAUAACGAAGUCAAAAUUUGACUCAAACUUGACAGUUAACUUUAAUGUUUGUUGUGUUGCUUAAGGUCUACAUCUCUGUGUCAUUUAACCUUUUAAUGCAGUGUUUCGAAACUUCGUAGUAUUGUGACGAGGGGCGAAAUUGAAUGAGUUGUACAGUCAUAAUUCGUGGAUACAUUGAUGCAUGCGACUUACUGUACAGUAGAUGUAUUCGUUACGUAGUUAACUUCGGGGGGUUAACAUCCCGGGGAGGCCGUGGGCCAGACCAUUUCUACCUCCAACAUUUCCACCAAAAUCCGGCUCGACCGUACGUGAUAUUUCCAAACUAUAGUUCCUUCGAUAUCAGUAAUGUUUUGUAAGAUCAUGAAUGUAUGAUAUCAAAGGAACUAGACUGAGUUUCAAAAUAUCACCUACUCGAAUCGACUUGAACCGACUCGUAGCUCAGUUGGUAGAGCAUUGGAUUCGAAAAAGAACAAAUUCGCCAGUUCACUGCGCGUAUCUGUAGGAAAUGUUUAAAAACUUUUUCGGCCUUUACUAGUUGUUACUACAGUAAUGUAAAAAUAGUUUAUAAGUGUAUGCUGUUUUUUCACUCGUCUUCCAGGUAUUUUCAUGUACACCAUCUGUUAUGUCAAGAUGUUUUAAUUAUGAAGAGUUUUGUUCCCUUCAUGAUUUUGUUCAAGUCCUUCAAGAUAAGCUGGGUCAGUCGUUGUCUGCUAUUCAUAUUUCCUCAUGUUUCGCUCUUAAACUGGAUUGUUCACAUCAGGUAACGGUGAUAUUUUAAUUAGCUUUUCUUACACCAUGCGACCAGGCCUUGUCCUCCAUAUUUGGGUAGCAAACCGCACGGGGAAAAUAGGCGGCAAAUAGCGAAGGAGUGGAUUUAGUGAUGUAGAAAUACAGUACUAUUAUCCUGUGUUGAUUUUUCUAGGACUGGCCAGUUGACGUUGAAUGGUUAAAAAGCAAACUUCAUUGUACGUUAACUGGUAGUACUAAGGAGGUCUACGAGACAGGUUCUCAAGUAGCAGAUCUUUAUGUAUCAUUGUCAGCAUCAGUAGGUCCUGUCGACGAUGGGGAUAGUUUGGGCAAUACGCUGAAGAAUACCAUCCGUUCUGCUAGAGGCGAAGCUUUUCCAGAUUUAGCUCAGGAAAUGGGUUUGGAGGUUUUGUCUUCCCAAGAUAUUGGUAGAAAAGCGUCAAGUCCAUGUACAGAUGAAGGGGUAAGAUAUCUACACCAGUGUAUUUUUGUAUUUCAAAAUUAUGCGAUAACACAUAUUCACUUAACGAAUGCAAAGACAACAACUUAUUACCCGAUGUUUCGACGUUAAUAAAUACAUCGUUGUUAUUAAAUAGUUCGUUUUUUCAACAAUAUUUACAAUGCACACCCAAUGGUGGAGGAAUAUUUUUUCCUGUGAGCCCAACCUGAAGAUAAAAAUUUUCAGAGUAUUCUUAAGCCCCGUACAGACGAGCAAUUUUUCCUUGACAAGUUUUCUUGACGAGUACACUUGCUCGUGUGUACGACGAACAAGUUUUCCGUGACAAGUUUUCCUUGAGUUUUAUUUGCUCGUGUGUACGACAAAACUUGACAAUUUUAUACGAGCCCGCAUUAUAUAACGCAUAGUUCCCUACUGCGCAUUUCCUUGUCAAGUUUUCCUUGACGGCCGUACACACGAGCAAUUUUCCUUGUUGAAAAGCUGGCAUGACUAACUUUGAACAAGGCUCCUUGUUAAGGAAAACUUGUCAAUUUUUUUCCGUACACACCAGCAAAUAAAACUUGUCAAGGAAAACUUGCCCGUCGGUACCGGGCUUUAUGCAUAAUCUACAGUAGUAUAGUCCCCAUGCAUAAGCGCAGUUUUCUGAUCACGGAUUUGAACCUAAGGAAUAAAUAUGCCUUUCAACCAUGAAUUGUUAGGCCCAUUUUGAGACAGGUGUAUUACUUUUCUCUCUAAAUUUUCAAAUUACACAUCUUCAACGUAAUAUACUUUUGUCCUGGCAGCAAAAUCCCAAAAUAAAAAUGUCUCUGUGUGAACCAAAUUUAAAACUUCCUACAUACUGUAUUUCUGCAUAUUUCUGAGAAUGUGGUCGUAAACUUCAAUCUCUGCAUGUAAGAUAAUUUUGACUUCACUUGAAAACACUUUAACUUUUUAAACAGUAAGCAUGUUAUAUAGAAUUCCAAAAUUUCCUGUAAGACGUAAGAAAACGUCCUGCGAAGAUAUCUUGUUAGGAAUUUUCCGGGCGUGGUGUUGCUGGUGCUGCCGAACAUUUGCCAGCACUGCUUGACCCAAAUAAUAAAUUGGUUGGUCACUCUAUCAGAAACGGAUUUUAUCAUGUAUUGUAACCAUCAAGUGAGUGAGUGAGUGAGUGAGUGAGUGAGUGAGUGAGUGCGUCCGUCUAUCUAAUCGUGAAUCUCAGUGAAUCCUUGUCAUUCAUUCGGCCAGACCGCCAACUGAGCAAAUACGAUGGCUGAAAAUUAACAACAACUUCUUGAUACUGCACCUCAAGUUUUACUUUACAAGUGUUUUGUUAUUUUAGGUAUCUGCCCCUGGUCAAGUGAAUUCAUGUCUACAUGUUGUUAUUUUAAUUGGUUAUGAUUCUAAUGAUGAGCGAUCACAAGAAACUCAUGAGGCCCUAGCAAAUGCACUAGUUGCUAAUCUCAAAAUGCGACAAAUGUCUGAUAUAAAGUGCAAAUACACUUUGUUACCUUGUCACGAUGGCAAAACAUCUUGGAAAGAAAGACUUCAUUCAUGUAUUCAUUCCGUCUCCAACACGGAGGAAAAAUUAUUCUUCGUAGCAUUGGGUUCUUGUUGGACUCAUCUUAAUUUGUUGGACAUUAUGCAACAAGAACUCUAUUCUUCAAAAAGGCUCGAUUCUUGUUAUGGAAUUCAUUUCCAAGAAAUAACAUCUAUGCAGGCAUAUUUCUUGAAAUCUCGACUAAACAUUAUAAACUCCAAAGAUGUAAUGCCAACGUCGAGUACGAAAUUCCAUAUUGUCGCCACUGGUUUGGUUCAUGAUGAGAAAUCAAGUCCAGUUAACACAUUCCCAGUUUUACUGUAUAUGAUCCAUCUUGCUAUUGGGGAGAAUGGGGAACGGAUAUCAGGCAAAGGUCACAUACCAGGUUUGUAAUAGUAAUAUGUGACACAUUUUCUGGGCGGCCUUUAUUACAUUUCCAUUUCAUUACACUAUAAAAUUUAAUUUUUUAUUAUGCCUCUGCAUACUUCGUAUCUUCUUUUAAUUGUUUUCGAAGCAUACGUUUGAUUUUUUAAUUGAUGUCAAUGAUUCAAUUUAUACAUGUUCUCAUUUCUUAUUAUCGAUUUUUAUUUUUGUCCAGCUCAUUUGAAAUACAAACAAUAUAAAGGCCCAGGAAUCUCACACUGGACACUAGAAGAUGUUUAUAUGGAAACUUCGUAUGUCUUAUCCGGCUUAUCACGGAAAGCAGGUCUGUGCUUGCUGUCUUUACCGAAAACAAGUGCAUCGCAUCUGAAGGGAGAACUAUGCAGCGAUAAAACAGCCCAUGUUGCAAACGACCAAGAAUAUCAGGAAGCAAAGGUAGAGGAGCAGUUUAGUAAUAUCACAUCACAUUCCCAAGAAGACGUCAACAUGGUUGCCGAAAGCACAGCAGAUUUUGAAAGUCCAAGUAUUAAUUCAUGUUUUAACAAAGAGGAAUGUCCCAUUUCAGGAUUGAUAAGUCAAUCUUCAAACUGCAUGUCUUGCAGUUCUGAGCAAGAAAAUCAUGUUAUUAAUGCGUCAUCUUUAACUUAUAAAUCCGCAACUGACAGUAUGAUAUACAGUAGCAACGAAAGAACAUGCACCAGUGACACAACGGCACUCGAUAAAUGUUGUGAAGCAAGCUCUAGUUCGUGUGAAGUAUUGCCUGGUGUAGAGAAAUGUAUAUUUCCCUCCAUAAAUUCUACCAUAAAUGAUCGUAGUGAUUCAACGGUUGGUGAAUCUAGUACGGAGAGGGCUUUACCUGCUUUACCACAUAAAGCUGGAAACCUUUCUAAUGUGGAGAAAUGUACAGUUUUCUUCUGUUCUACCGUCAAUGAUUGUAGUAGUUCUACAGUUGGCGAAUCUAGCACGGAAGUGGCUUUACCAUAUAAAGCUGAAAAUCUUUACAAUUUGGAGAAAUAUUGUGUUUCUUCCUUAAAUUCUUCCUUACAUUAUUGUAGUGGUUCCACGGCUGGUGAAUCUAGUACGAAGGUGGCUUUACCAGACAAAACUGAAAUUCCUUCCAAUGUGGAGAAAGGUACAGUUUCCUUCAAUUCUCUCGUAAGUGAUUGUGGUAGUUCAACGGCUGGUGAAUCUAGUACGAAGGUGGCUUUACCAGACAAAACUGAAAAUCCUUCCAGUGUGGAGAAAGGUACAGUUUCCUUCAAUUCUCUCGUAAGUGAUUGUGGUAGUUCAACGGCUGUUGAAUCUAGUACGAAGGUGACUUUACCAGACAAAACUGAAAAUCCUUCCAAUGUGGAGAAAGGUACAGUUUCCUUCAAUUCUCUCGUAAGUGAUUGUGGUAGUUCAACGGCUGGUGAAUCUAGUACGAAGGUGGCUUUACCAGACAAGACUGAAAAUCCUUCCAAUGUGGAGAAAGGUACAGUUUCCUUCAAUUCUCUCGUAAGUGAUUGUAGUGGUUCAACGGCUGGUGAAUCUAGUACGAAGGUGUCUUUACCAGACAAAACUGAAAAUCCUUCCAAUGUGGAGAAAGGUACAGUUUUCUUCAAUUCUCUCGUAAGUGAUUGUAGUGGUUCAACGGCUGGUGAAUCUAGUACGGAGGUGGCUUUACCAGACAAAACUGAAAAUCCUUCCAAUGUGGAGAAAGGUACAGUUUCCUUCAAUUCUCUCGUAAGUGAUUGUAGUGGUUCAACGGCUGGUGAAUCUAGUACGAAGGUGUCUUUACCAGACAAAACUGAAAAUCCUUCCAAUGUGGAGAAAGGUACAGUUUUCUUCAAUUCUCUCGUAAGUGAUUGUAGUGGUUCAACGGCUGGUGAAUCUAGUACGGAGGUGGCUUUACCACACAAAACUGAAAAUCCUUCCAAUGUGGAGAAAGGUACAGUUUCCUUCAAUUCUCUCGUAAGUGAUUGUAGUGGUUCAACGGCUGUUGAAUCUAGUACGAAGGUGACUUUACCAGACAAAACUGAAAAUCCUUCCAAUGUGGAGAAAGGUACAGUUUCCUUCAAUUCUCUCGUAAGUGAUUGUAGUGGUUCAACGGCUGGUGAAUCUAGUACGAAGGUGUCUUUACCAGACAAAACUGAAAAUCCUUCCAAUGUGGAGAAAGGUACAGUUUUCUUCAAUUCUCUCGUAAGUGAUUGUAGUGGUUCAACGGCUGGUGAAUCUAGUACGGAGGUGGCUUUACCACACAAAACUGAAAAUCCUUCCAAUGUGGAGAAAGGUACAGUUUCCUUCAAUUCUCUCGUAAGUGAUUGUAGUGGUUCAACGGCUGGUGAAUCUAGUACGAAGGUGUCUUUACCAGACAAAACUGAAAAUCCUUCCAAUGUGGAGAAAGGUACAGUUUCCUUCAAUUCUCUCGUAAGUGAUUGUAGUGGUUCAACGGCUGGUGAAUCUAGUACGAAGGUGUCUUUACCAGACAAAACUGAAAAUCCUUCCAAUGUGGAGAAAGGUACAGUUUCCUUCAAUUCUCUCGUAAGUGAUUGUAGUGGUUCAACGGCUGGUGAAUCUAGUACGAAGGUGGCUUUACCAGACAAAACUGAAAAUCCUUCCAAUGUGGAGAAAGGUACAGUUUCCUUCAAUUCUCUCGUAAGUGAUUGUGGUAGUUCAACGGCUGUUGAAUCUAGGACGAAGGUGACGUUACCAGACAAAACUGAAAAUCCUCCCAAUGUGGAGAAAGGUACAGUUUCCUUCAAUUCUCUCGUAAGUGAUUGUAGUGGUUCAACGACUGGUGAAUCUAGUACGAAGGUGGCUUUAUCACACAAAAUAGAAAAUCCUUCCAAUGUGGAGAAAGGUACAGUUUUCUUCAAUUCUCUCGUAAGUGAUUGUGGUAGUUCAACGGCUGGUGAAUCUAGUACGGAAGUGGCUUUACUACACAAAACUGAAAAUCCUUCCAAUGUGGAGGAAGGUACAGUUUCCUUCAAUUCUCUCGUAAGUGAUUGUGGUAGUUCAACGCCUGGUGAAUCUAGUACGAAUGUGGCUUUACCAGACAAAACUGAAAAUUCUUCCAAUGUUGAGAAAGGUACAGUUUCCUUCAAUUCUCUCGUAAGUGAUUGUAGUGGUUCAACGGCUGGUGGAUCUAGUAUGGAGAUGGCUUUACCGCUUAAAGCUAGUGAAAAUCUUUCUAAUAUGGAGAAAGGUACAGUUUCUUCCCUAAAUUCUACUGUAAAUGAUUGCAGUAGUUCAACGGUUGGUCACUGUGAUAAUGGAACGCUUCCCGAGGAUAAAAUACACGAGCCUGAUGAUGAGGACGAGUAUAUAUGUGUGACAGAUGAUGAAACAGAUAGACCAUGUUCUGACAGUAAGUGGAACACAAGUGAUGACUUGCCUUUGAUGGCAAAUGUUGAUGAAGUCUUGGUCACACAUUAUGUGUUAAGUUUAAGUGUUAAUUUUAGUGACAAAGUUAUGAGUGGAGAUAUAACAUUAUUUUUAAAACCUGCUACCGAACUAGUCGUACAAAGACAGUUUCAGUUAUGUUUAGAUUGUUCCUUAGUGGACAUUGAAUCUGUCGAGGAAAUCAAUUUGAAAGAUGACUUUAGUGUAAGACAAUAUGGUGCUACUGAUGAUCACACAAGGUGUGCUCCGUAUCCACCAGAUGUUUUUCAAGUGGACAAGAAAGUUCCUGUUGCUCUUCCCUACACUUUACUGCCUUAUGCUGUACGUAACUGGUGUGUUAGGAUAUGGAAACCUUACCAGCUGGGUACAACAUGGCCACGUUGUGUGAGAAUAAAGUAUUGUACAAGACCCGAGGGAAAGUCAUUAACCUGGACAAGUGAUCAAGAUAACAGGUACAUGGGAACUAUCGUAAAUCCUCUAUUAAACCCUUUAAACUAUUUAUAAGUUCUCUGAUGUGGGAAUACAGCACCCCAAAAAUGGCAGAUAUUGGCCCACGUGAGAAAGACUAAUACGAUGUUGAAUUAUAUAUAUAUAUAUAUAUAUAUAUAUAUAUAUAUAUAUAUAUAUAUAUAUAUAUAUAUAUAUAUAUAUAUAUAUAUAUAUAUAUAUAUAUAUAUAUAUAUAUAUAUAUAUAUAUAUAUAUAUAUAUAUAUAAAGCUUAUUAGAUUGUUUAUAUCUUAAAAUUAAAUAUCGCUACUCUGAGUUUCACGUCCUUUCUAGACGAUCAUCAGGCGAUUUUGUUCACGAUUUUGUUACUGAUUACGUGAUAUAUAUAUAUAUAUAUAUAUAUAUAUAUAUAUAUAUAUAUAUAUAUAUAUAUAUAUAUAUAUAUAUAUAUAUAUAUAUAUAAUUCAAUUUGUUUUGGUUGCCUGAAACGUGAAACGUGAGGACGUGAAACUCAGAGUAGCGAUAUUUAAUUUUAAGAUAUAGACAAUCUAUAUAUAUAUAUAUAUAUAUAUAUAUAUAUAUAUAUAUAUAUAUAUAUAUAUAUAUAUAUAUAUAUAUAUAUAUAUAUAUAUAUAUAUAAUUAAACAUGUACAUAUAUACAAAACAAGUCUGACUUACAAAAGAUGGUAACGUGAAAGAUUAGGCUAAAUACUAAAAUCCAACGCCCAGAACAAUUAAUGAAUCAACUCUGUUUCACAUCUGUUUCAAAAGGAGAAGCAGAGGUUAAAAGAAAGGGGGAUUAAAAUUUUUUCUUGAAAACCUGUUAGUGACCUGUUAAAUAUGGGGGCGUAUGUGCGACGUGGGCUUAAUGGAGGAUUUACAGUUAAUAAUGUUCCCUUUGUCAUAUGUGUUGAAGAUUACCACAAACUGAUACGAACACAGUUUUUAAUCCAGUCCCUCCUCGGCAAUCUGACGUCCGUGUUGACAAAAAACGUCGCUUGCUUAAGCUCGCUAUUUAUUUUCUACCGUGCAGUCAAACGUAUGGCACAUCAACAUUUUCUUCUGUGCAUUUUCUAUUUAGACCAUGUGUCUUCUCUCCCGGUGCAUAUAUCAACAAUCGUUCUCUUAUGCCAUGUCAAGAACCUCCAAUUGCGAUGUCAACGUGGCAAGCUGCAAUACAUGUACCUAAAGGAUGUACAGUAUUAAUGAGUGGUAAUCAACUACCGGUGCAGAACUCAGAUGAUGCAGAUAUUGGUAUGCAGUUUAUUGCGUGGUGUUGUUGAGCACUCUGCGGAGUUGUAAUGGGUGUCUAUUAGCGAUAAUGCAAAGCUCACUUCCCUUGUGGUCGUUUGAGCACUCUGACCCCAUUACGCUCUGCGCAUGUCUGGGUGUGUUGAGUCACCGUGUUGUACCACAUGCCUUGGUGAGAGCAAGUUCAUGGGAUAUAAAUACGAGUGUCUCACGUAUCUAGACGUGUACCAAGCUGCACUGACGAGGCGUAGAACGCCGAAACAUGCAUGUCUGCAGAUUGUACUAUUACGCUCCUUCACCUCGGUGUUGUUGAGCGCUCUGCGGAGUUGUAAUGAGUGUCUAUUAGCGAUAAUGCAAAGCUCACUUCCCUAUAUAUCCCAAUAAAGAUUAUGCCCUACAGUCUGUUUUGCAUAUGCAAUAGAUUUCUGGUUACAUUGUUUGGAUAUACAUUUUAGGCAUGUAUAGUACAUUCGGAAUUGGAAAAUGUUCUGGACUGUUGCCCUUGGAAGACAACAAAACAUUAGAGUAUAUUAGGUGGUAGCAAUUUUGAAUAAGGAAAGUAAACGGUGAUAACUGAUAUACAGUAGCCCGGUGAUUCGAACUCGCUUGACUCGACCUCCCCACUAACUCGAACUAAAUCCAAUUUUCCCUGGAUUUGAGCCAACUUUUACAAUAAUUUAUUCCGGUUAAACUCGAACUCGCUUAACUCGAACAAAUUUCAUUUCCCAUUGAAAUUUGCCCUGUUAACUUGAACUGUAUUUUUAGUUAACAACUAUAAUGUCAGAACAUAUACUCAGGUAUAUAAUAUAAUAUAAUAUAAACAAACGUAAUAAAAUGUUCAAUAAGUUGGGUCGAUCAUAACUGAUCUAGCUGAUUUUAAAAUGACUAUACCGUAUUAAUAAUUAACAUAAUAAACGAAAUCCCAGACGAUAAUAGAGAACUUAAGGUACGUUUAUACGCUGCGAUGUUAUCGAAUGAGCACGCGUGAAGUGGUUGCAUUUCAAAUUUCGCUAUAAACGAAACGAAGGGAAAUUCUGACGACAUUCCUAUUUCUUUUAGCGACAUUUUUAUAUGAGAUGAAUAUCCCAUUACCAUGCUCAACAUUAGCUCUUGCUAUUGGUUGGUUUGAAUGUCGUCAAACAUCAACGGUUGCCUUGUCAUCCACCAUACCAUGUCGUGUGUUCAGUGCGACAAGUGUUAUUAAUGAAGCAUCUGAAGAGCUAUUACCUCGCUGUACAAAGUAUGUUACUGCUGCGUGUGAAAUGCUUGGACCUUAUCCCUUUUCAAGAAUGGAUUUAGUAAUAUUACCAAGAUGUUUUGCUUGUAUGGGAUUGAUGAGGUGUGUAUUGAAAAUCAGUCAUGAAUAACUCGAUGUAUUGUCUAAGCCUUUGAGAACAUUGUUGGGAUUGGAUCAUUCAUGCAAUUAUAUUCCGCACAGGAAUGUGUAUAGCGCUGUUUUGAAAAAAGGACUCUUUGUGAGGAAUAUUCCUAAAUACUAAUUAUUUAUGCAGUCAUCACGGGAACCACAACAUUGCUGACACCUUGUUUACUUCUCUUUUUAGUCCAAAUAUGGCAUUCCUUUCUCAGUCGAUAUUGGCACGUGACGGAAGCAUGUGUACACGUGUUGCUCACGAAAUAUCGCACUCGUGGUUCGGGUUACUAAUUGGGGCAAAAGAUUGGUCCGAGGAAUGGCUGAGUGAAGGUUUCGCCACUUAUAUGGAGGAAAGGAUACUUUGUAAAGUAGAAGGCGUAGGUAUAUUGAUGUAUUCAUAGCGUAGUGGCAGUGUAUACGAACCUAACGUGUGAACAUUUUCUCUGGGUACUUCGAAACAAUGGGAAAGUCACUUUUGGGACCUCUAGGGAUGAAAACUUAUAGAUCUGAUAGAGCGCUCUAUCCAGUAUAAACUGUAGGACGUGUACUGGGAUUUGUAGAUUGAAAUUUCGAGUAUGAGUUCAAUACAUUUGAUUAGACAUAAACAGGAGCAGUGGCGCAAAAUGCAACUAUAGGACCUGCCGGCCCUACGAUUCCGGUGCAUGCAGGGCUCCAACUAACUGAGCCACAGAAGCCAGCGGUCGAGUUCUAACUGGAAGUUCACGCAUAUAUGUACUAUGGUGAUGCCAAUGUAAGGUACAUGGGUAAAUAUCAGGAGUUUGGACAUUUACACUCGCUAUAACUAAUUCAUGAUUUCCCCUUAUUACGUUUUCGUAGCGCUUUGCAUUGUGGUUAUAGUGGUAUCACUGAUAAAGAUAGCGGCUUCGAAUGAAAAUAUUGAAUGUUUUCACGAAUAUUUUGCUGUUAGCUAUCGCGCACCUGACCCUAGUUUAUUUUAAAAGUUCUUGCACGGGUCAGGACAAAAAAUAAGCCAUAGCCAUCUUGAAUAUCAGUGAUACCACUAUAACCACAAUGCAAAGCGCUACGAAAACCUAAUAAGGGGAAUCAUCAAUUGCCGCAGGUCCGAUUCCUGUCGAAGGGCCUAUAGCUCUCUCUUCCGCAGAGGUUUCCAACAUUAACUAUUAUGUGUCCACAUGAAGUUGUAAAGGGAAGCGUGGGGAACUUCCGCUGAUUAUAGGGAAGAGAGGAACGUAGGCGCGAAGUAAAAUGAAAUCUUUCCUCUCAAGGCCAGCGAGAGGGAGCAAAAUACCCGGGGCCCGGAGUGCUCAGAGGGGUCCGGAAGUCUCGGUAAAAUGUUUGUAUUGUUUAUCAUCGCUUUAUGUUUGUCCUAAAUGAAAUACGCCUACUUGCACACUAUUCGAUUCGAUGACCGUCGUCAUCGAUUGUAAAACGUACCAAAUGUGAAAUAAACGAUUUUUCGAUCUUUUUCUCAGCAAGAACAGUUAGCUGAACAUCGUUCACAUUGCGUUUUUAUCAGUUAUGUGGCGAUUUCUUGCCGAAGUAAUUCGCUGGCAAUUCUCUCGUUGAUUGCGAUUAAAAAUAGCAAGCGGGAGAGUCGAGAGGGACAGGGGGCCCGUGUUCACCAAUCGUCAUUUUGUCCCGGGGGCCGUGGUUGGCUCUCGCCGGCCUUGGUUCCUCCCUCAAUCGGUCAGCGGUGGUUUUCUUUAUAUCAACUUUCUAAAAAGCCUCUGCGAAGGAGAGAGGGCCAUUGAACUAUAAAUAAACUGGAAGGCUAACUCAGGGGGGGAAAUUGAAGCCAGUGCAUUUUAGUUUUUCUGAGUUAUGAGCAGAAAUACUCAACACUGAACAUUGGGCUAUAUAUCAAAUUGAAGCUAUUGAAAAACACUAUUUGGUGUAGAAAUUUCAAGACUUUAGCUAAAAGGGAAAUAUUGAAAAACUACAAACAUAAUUACCGAUAAUUUGCCGUUUUGCAGUUGUUUUUGUAUUUUUUAAAUAUUUUUCUUUUCGCUGAAGUCUUGAAAUUUCCACACCGAAUAGCAAUUUUCAAUAGCUUCAAUUUGAUAUAUAGCCCGACGUUUGGGGUCAAGUAUUUCUGCUCAUAACUCAGAAAAACUAUUUUGGCUUCAUCGAAUCAUAGGCCUUCAUCAUAGCAGUUAGCCUUCCAGUUUAUUUAUAGUUCAAUGGAGAGGACCUAUAGUUGCAUUUUUCGCAACUGCUCCUUGUUACGUCUAAUCAAUGUAUGAAAUUUACACUUGAAAUUUCCAUCUACAAACCCCUCAUGCAAUAGUUAAUUUAUAUCGAGUGUAGAUGCCCCCUGAUAUUUACCCAUACGUGUACUGUACCAACUAGACCGUUGUAAACAUUUCAACCGGGAAGAAACGACAAUCUUUUUAUUAGACUUACCGUUCAUUUCGUUUAUUUUUCAGUUGCACCAACCAAAAAAGAGUCUAUUCCUUUCACUUCUUAUGUGAGAUUGCGAAUUUCCGUAAUUUCUGUGAAAAUUAUAGGUGCAUGCGUCUGCCAGCUCAACCAUGCAACGGGAUUGUCUACAUCCAGGCUGUUUUCAAUUACUUCUAUGUACAUUAAUUGUUUUAUUUGUUACUAGUGGGAAGGUGAUGAAGAAUUGUUUUACGUAGAACUGUAUCAAAUUCUCAAACACAGAACCUUACUAGCUGAAUUUCAGCAUGCUGAUGAAAACAUGCAACGUCUUAGGUAUAAAACGUUUUCUUAUGAUAGCAGCUUCAGUCAAAAUCGACAUAUACAGUAACUAAGCAUCUUGGCUAAUAUAAUUGUCAUAUAAUGAAAUGUCAUUUUAGCUGAAAAUAUAGCGUCCAUAACCAAGUUUUACACUGCAUAUAGAUUGUAACUGGCAAUUGUAAAGUGUGAUAUCUAAUAUUUUUUUUCAAUUAGAUAUUGUGAAUAUGUUUUAGUUCCUAAACAUUUCGUCCUUUAUAACUUUUUUAACCAUUCAUGAUAUGUACCAUGUAUUUUUAGUAACCACUUUUUUUCACUUUUCUUAGGCCAAAGUUACCAAGCGUGGUCACUGGUAAGCACGUUGUGAUCUACUUAGUUUGAAACAAUAUGUUGUAAAAAUAUUGAUAAGCGAAAUAGACGUAAACCAAUGAGAUAACUGUUGAACUUAUAAACAAGUUGCUUUAGACAAUUCAAAUUGAUGCUUGUGAUGUUACUCUGAGUGUAUAUCCACACCGGGCAGGCUUGAAAAAUAUGCCUGGCCACGGUGGGAAUCGAACCUACGACCUUUGGAAUACUAGGCUAGCCCAAUGCUCUGCCAACUGAGCUACGCGGUCAGGUCGGUUCGAGUAUGUGAUAUUUCGGAUCUGAAUCUAGUUCCUUCGAUAUCAAUGUAAUCUAAUAAUCAUGAUAUUUGCUGUGUUGGUGUAAUGUACUCAGGUGAAUAAGAUGCUUGUGAUGUUACUCUAGGUUCGAUUCCCACCGUGGCCAGGCAUAUUUUUCAAGCCUGCCCGGUGUGGAUAUACACUCAGAGUAACAUCACAAGCAUCUUAUUCACCUGAGUACAUUACACCAACACAGUAAAUAUCACAAUUCAAAUUGUUUUUACAUACAGAAAAAUCAUAGUAUCUUUAAAUAUCAUGUUUAUAGCUGCGGAAGCUGUUCGUCAGAGCGUGGAGAAGAAAACUGGAGAUAAAAGUGAUGAUGUUCCUCAUACUACCGUUACCAAUGGCCAAGUUUGUUCAAAAAAGUGGACACAGAUAUAUUAUCUCAAGGUAAAUCUUACAUGAUGUUUCAGAAUGUGCAUGUCACUGAUGUCACUACAAUGUCAAUUACCUGUAAAACAAAUGAACGUGAUUCAGGCAUGUGUAGUGUUUAUGGACUUUUUUUGUUCUGCCAGUUUUUUAUCGUAUAAAUAAUAAGAGAAAUAUGACGAUUCUGUGCCUACUGUAAAUCCUUAGAGGCUAGAGCAGAAACCUACCCGUUUCCAAUCUCACGCAUAACAUGGCUGGUAUAGUCCAGCAUCGAAUCAGGUGCGGCAGGUACGUGAUUUCCCUUGCUUUGGGUAUCUAUAGGAACAAUUGCCGGAUCCAGAUACCAGUAUCCAAUAUCCGGCAAAAUGAAGACAUCGGCACCAUCAAGUGUCCCGGUAAAAUUUAUUGGAUAUUUACCGGAUAGUAUACUGGAACUUUUAUGAUAACCACAAAACCUUCUGUUUUGCGUUAUAAAAUAUUGUGAAACACAAACAACGAGUCAGUACUAUCCGGUAUCCGGCAAAACAGUAUCCGGCACAUCCCUAACAAUUGGCUAAAAUCGAGUGGUUGUGUGUGAGCGCUCAUUCACAAGAAUCAAGUCAUAAUUAUGACAAUUUUACGUAUACAAUUUUCUUUAGGGCUAUUUUCUACUUCAUUAUAUGGCAUCUCUGGUGGGCGUGACGAAUUUUGAUAAUUUUCUCAAGGAGUAUGUGCUAGAAUAUGGUGGAAAACUUGUUAACUCUGAGGUACGUCGCGGCUGUUAAGUCAAAUGGUUGUGUAGUCAAAUACAUGUUUGCUUUGUUUGAUAAAUGGGAGGAUAUAAAUAGCACCAUGCGUUAGGUACAGUAUGCAUGAUACAGGUAAUUAAAUGAUGCAGGCUUUUACAAGACGUGGUUUCCUCAUAAAAACAUUUAAGCGUUCUGCUUAUUACCAAUUUCGGUUCUAAAGAAUAAGUACACGAGAAAGUGUUGCUGAUGCAGAUGUUAACUGAUCUAGCAGGGGGGUGGGGGAGCAGUGUGCACCCCUUCUAGUGGUGUCCCGCAUCCCCUUCAAAAUUAAACUCUGCUAUUCGUAUUAAGUUUAGAUUUCUCGCUUUUUAAGUUGUGAAUAUUACUUAUAUUUUGAAACUAUUGAAUUUCGAGUAUGUGCUAAUAGGGUGGGUUGCUGUAACCAUAGUUAGUUAGCAGGUGGUUUAGACCGUGUUAUAGGUUAAGCACAUUAAUUUUAUACAUGCAUGUUAUCCACAUCAGAUGCGUGUUUGUCUCGCUGAUAUGCUACUGUUUCAAAAUGAUUUCAACGAAAGAUUUUUUUGCUGGGUUAAGACGAUCAUCAUUCGGUGUAGAACAUUAUAUUUACUUUUAUAUUUAUUUUUGCUUGAAAUACAAGUACCGUGAGGACAAAUCAAAUAAAUUUAGUGCUCAGAAUGCAGGAAAUGACAUUUCAGGGCUUCAAAUUUCAAACAAUUUCUGGGGGAGCAUGCCCUCGGAAACCCUAGUAAUGCACACCCUCUGAAAAAACUCCACCCGGUAACUAUUUCCUCUUUUCUAGGAAUUUUUUGAAUAUUUUGAGAAAAGGUUUACCUCUUUGAGGUAGGUUUACCAUGUCGAAAGAAGGUGCUUUAGUUCUAUACUUCUCAUGUGAUUAACUGCAACGUAAAGAAUUAUCAAUUCUUAUGUCUCGUACUCAUCCUGUUUAUUCAUGUUUAUUUUAGGGAAGAGAAUAUAAAAGAUCGAUUAAUGCAAGAAUGGUUAGAGCGGCAUGGCCUACCUGUGGUUAGUGUUUUCAUCUUGACACCUCAUUUCCAGGGCUUCCUUGCGGGUGCUCCAGGGAAGACAAUGCAUGGGAGAAGACUUCAUCCACACGCGCCCAUAAGAAGUCCUUGGGAACACGUGUGGUCUUAUUAUUAACAUAUAUAGAAUUGAAUACAGAGAGGAGCAAUUUUUUACUUGUUGCCUGGCGGGAUACAUUGCAUUGAUCACAAAUCAGCCAAUCACGUUUGGUGUUCACCCUGGCUAUAAAACACUAGGCUUUACAUUAUGCUGUAUUUCUGUGAGCCAUACCUGUAGAUUUUAUUUUUGUGGAGGUAGCUGAUCUUUAGAUGGAACUAUGCCACAUUCUCGUACCCAGAACCCGUCUUAUACACGGUCAACAGAGCAUGACAAGGGUCACGGGGUACGAGAAUGGGUUGCGCCGCAUUUGCCGCAACUGCAGAUCAAAAUUUAGCCUCUGAACAAGAACAAAAUGUCAAGUGUGCCAAUGUCAUGUUUAUGCGCAUACUCUGGGUAUUUUAGUCUUAACAAGUGCAUAUGUUAUUUAUUUAAUACAGAAUAUAGAAGUGCACUCUGAGAGUGCAUUCUUGCAGUUAUUCCAGUUAGUCAGUAACAUCAGGCUUAUAUAACAAGCUCCAAAUGAAUUUUAGAGUUAGCAACACAGCAAGUAACUUCAAGCUUACAUACCUAGUAGCCUGCUCACAGACGUUGUAGUUCUUACGCCAAGCGACGAAAUACUACCGUCUGCUUACCCGAGCGCCAUAUUCAAUUCCCUUUGUUUUAGGAGCCAAUCAUCUGGCAGUGUUCAAAAAAGUUAGAGCCAAUUGGAAGCCGCCUUAUUGAGAGAUUAGCUACUGGGGAAAGCCGUUGCACAUGCAUUGGAAUAUAUUGUUUGGGUUGAAACUUGAAAUUUUUUUACUUGCGUGGAUAUAUUUUGGAAACUAUAGCGUUCAACUUCACGAUGUUUACGUAGAAUAAUAUUGUGAUCAUCUUCUCGCAUGUUCAGCAAACAAUUGGUGUAUAUAAAGUGCUAAAGCAAUGCAGUAGGCGAAAUUUAAAUUUUUGUUAAUAAUGACAAACAAUCAAUUGGGAAACUCGAGUAUAUCCGGAUAUGUUCAAAUGUUGCUCUUGAUACUUCCUAUAUGCCAUGACUUCGACGAAAACUUCUAAAAGAUUAAGCUCUCAUUGUCAUGUAGAAAAGUAUAGCCAAGUUAGAGUAUAUUAAACGUUUCGAAGUUUGGGCGAAUUGGAAAAUUCAUCACGGCGCAAUUUUAAUACAAGUUUCUCGGGUUUGUGUUGUGUUUACAGUUUACAUUCAGAAGUGGUUGCUCAAACAGCAAAUUAGUUUACUUUGAAGCUAAUAUUUCGCUUUCUAAGGCACAGUAUAAUAUAAAAUUUUCUGUCUUCCGAGUUCUGUUGUCUUAUAAAGAUAAACCGUUAAAAUUUCAGCGAAAUAUAUUCGGCAUUUGAUGCUGUCUGGCUAAGAUUCAUACAGUAUAAAUAUGCCAAUCCUGUCCACGUUUUAAAUAUAACCGAACAUCUUUAAUAUCCAAAUCUGAUCAUUAAUGGUGCAUUUUAUUACCUGGACAAGUAUCAGUAUCUUUAAAUUCAAUUUAUGUGCAAUUUUGACCAAAAUUCAACCGACGACUGCUUUCAAAAUAUAUAUUUAUAUUUAUUCCGCUCCUAAAUCAACUGACGUCACUUUCCAGAAUUUGGAUGGUAAAUUCUGAUUGGUCGACAUAGCGGAAUUCAGUUUGGCGCUCGGGUAAGCAGACGGUAGUAUUUCGUCGCUUGGCGUAAGAACUACAACGUCUGUGAGCAGGCUAACAUACCUAGCGGCUAGGCUGGCUCGCCUCGCUACACAUACUUUUUGGAGUUAGGCAGCAACUCAAUUCUUAGAUACCUAGUUUUUUCAUGAUUUUUGGAGUUAUCAGUGGCGUAGUCAUCCCGACAAUUUAGUCCCGAUAUGUAAAUUCAAAAUUAUUCUCAUUCAUUUCUUUAGAGAUUGAAUGUUUUCACAGUCAAUGAACACGAAAAUAUUUGCAUAGCGGGACUAAAUCGUCGGGCUGGCUACGCUACUGGGAGUUAUACUUAGCUCCAAACGAUUUUUGGGUCAUAACAUGAUGAUAAGUGAACUGUGAACAACAAUUACAGUUCAAAUACAGUAGUCAAGCAAGACUUUGCAGUAGUGAACCAAGUUGAUGGGCGGGCGGCACACAUGACCGACAUAACUCGGCACCAGAGCUGGCAGAGCACACCCCCACCAGAUCAUGCUGGAUCCAUCCCUGUUUUAAAUUUUUUUUUGAGUUAUACCUAGCUUCAAAUAAUUUUUGGAGUUAGCCAGUAACUCCACAAUUCAUAUUUGUCGGGACCCCGUUAUUGGAGUUUAUCUCUGUGGUCAGUCCCAGCCAAUGCACUCGUAGAUAUUUGAAUAAGUUUAAUAUUUGUUUGGUGCGGCGAAUCUUGUAAAAUAAAAUAAAAUAAAAUAAAUAUUUCAGCUCAGUUUUGAAUUAGACAAGUUACUCAAGUGUAUAUUUUGGUUUGGAGUUAGCCCUUUAGACUUUGGAGGUGGCGUCACUCCUUAACUUCCUACUUUCUACAGGAAAGUGCGAGCGUGAAACCACCUCUGACACCCAGGGUAUAGAUAAUUUGAGUGCAUCUGACAUUACAUGUUUUUUUGUUCAGCAUGUUCCAAAGAAAAUCGGUAGACCUGAUAAUCAUCUUAUUAACGAAGUGGAAAGCGAGGUAAUAUAUUAUUCUAUACUUACUGCACUGUUAUAGGUUUCACCUUAGCGAUACUGUGUUUCAGGAAAAACAAAAUGAAGAAUUCCCUUGAAGUUAAGACAAGUGCAACCAUUUCUUAUAUGUUAAUAAUGUUAUGUAUUGUUUUCUAGUUUGGCUUCUGGAAGAAAACGGAUGCCGUUAACAAGAGAAAAAAGACGCAACACAUUAGAACGAAAAAGCCAAUUAAAGAUCAUCCUACAGUGGUAUGUAUUUCACUUUGUAUAAAACAGAUCUGUGUUUUCCCUUGCUUAGUACCACACGCACCAUCAUUAUCUGAAAUAUGUCUUUAACGUCUGAGACGUAUAAUAUAAAAAAACCCCCGGGAAAUUAGACCUAACAGACGUCUUGUCAUGAUAUAUCUGGACCAGAAACUUCAGUCAUUCGGCCUAAGACGGCAGAAUUGAUGCCCAAUAGCUAUGAAGGUUGUAAACAGUUUUGGUACUACUUUUUCCCAGCGAAUUCCAGUUUUUUUCUAACGGACCGUAACGCUAAUGAAGUUUUCAGUUAUAAAAUCAUAAUAUUGUCUCAAAAUAGGAAAUUUCCGCCCACUUCUGGCAGCUUCCUGUCCGACUGCACGGACAAAAACAAUGAAAAGGAAUUGUCACUGGACGCCAAUUUCCGCCAUCUUGGCUUAGGCGAGGCGUGUAAACUUGGACGCACUUGGCUAAGAAACACUGUAGCUGUUGGUCAAUUCGAAAUAUUUUUGUGAUUUCAUUCUUAGUGUUGUGUUCAACUGUUCAUCUCGUAUUUUCUUAUCUAUAUUACGCGCACUUAACCAACGGGACAUUUAACCAGACGUCUAAUCCGUCUUCUAUUAUAAAUAUCACUGGGCCAAACUAAGUUGGUUUGGUUCACCGUCAGAUAAUAAUUUUGAAGAAUAGAGGUACUUCUAUUGGUACACAAGGUUCGUAGCGGUCUUUGAAAUCCUUGAAAGUCUUUAAAGUUGAAUGCUGGGGCCGGUUGUAUCAAGCCCGUUUAGCUUAAACGGUGAUUAAGUUCAAAAUAGAAAGCAAGUCUAUAGAUUCAUUCAACAACCAACCUAAAAGUUUUGAACCUUAAUAGAACGAUAAUGUUUACAACUACAUAAUUAUUCAGUGCACAAUAUUUAAGUUGACUGAUUCACGAGAGAUAUAGGAGUGUUAUUUAAUUGUGACUUAUCCACCAUUUAAGCUAAACGGGAUUGAUACAACCGGCCCCAGGUCUUUAAGGUCUUUAAUGAAAAGUCUUUGAAUUGUGUGAAAAAACGAAGAAAGUCUUUAAAAAUCUUUAAAUGCUUUAGUGAGUAUUUGAUUAUACGAUUUCCUAGCUAAUAAAGUAGAUUGAUUGAAGCAAGAUUUUCGCAAAUAUCGACGAAAAGGUGCAUUUUAGGAUGUGAUUUGACCGGACUAAUUGACCGGACUAAUUACCGGGUAAAAAUGGUCCUUACACUCGCAGUUUUUCGACAGCUGCUCUCAAAGAUCUUUGAAAAGUCUUUGAAAAUAGGCAGAAAAAAAUAUUUGAAACUUUUUAAAUAUUUUUGGUCUUGGAGACUAUACGAACCCUGGUAUAUGAUAUUAGCAUAUACUCGGGACGUGAAUAGUACUUUUCGUGCAAUUUGAUUGGUUGCUGCGCUCCGGAUAUCCUUGCACUAUUCACCUCCGGACAAAAAAAUGGUUUCUGUUUUGUUCCGAAUAUGAUACAGACGAGAACAUCUUUAUACGAAACGAAGCUACGGUUCUGGCAAACAUAUAAGGAAAGCCUCAAAGUAUUAACAGUACACUCGGUUAUUCUUUAAAACAUCUCUAGUGAAUAAAAUCACUAAUCUUGUAAAUACAGAAAUACUGUCUUGUUUACAACUACCAUUGUGGGAGCUGUAACACAAAUUGUUUUCAAUUUUCGUUGCUUUUUGAUCGUUUUUGUUUUGUUUUGGUAUAUGCUAAAACAAUUAUUCAUCUGAGUGUCGGUGAAUGGGAUAUAUUCACCUCGACACUCUGCAUUGGUGUAUAGCCUUGCACUAUAUUAAUCACCCCCACUUCGGUGAAUAAUUGUUAACUACAACGUAGAGUCAACCGCACCUGGAAAGUGACUGCAAAUGCAUACUAAUGUUUAUUUUUCUUUAUUUAAGAAUGACCAGAUUCAGUUGGUUGUCUUAUUGGAAAGAUUACUUGAGCGUGAUGCCAUAGCAACAGCCACUCUUACGCAACUAGAUAAUUGCUAUCAUUUCGCUCAGAAGAAUGCCGAGGUUAGUUUAACAGUUCAGGGGCCUGUUGUUCAAAGCUGGGUUAGCUUAACCCUAUAUAGGUUCACCUAAAAUUCAAAGCAAACUUUCCAACAGCUUGUUUAUAAAUUUGGAAAUAUUUCUUCAGAGAUCGUGUCUGAAUCAGUAGGAGUUUUCUUCUCUGAAGUUGCAAAAUAAACAGACCUGCAGAAAUACAUAAACUAAAACAGCAGGUUAAAUUUUAACCCAUGCAGGGUUAGCGCUAACACACCUUUGAACAACCGGCCCCAGGUAUAUAAUUUUUUCACAAUUCGACUUUCUGUUAUUCUAAUAAUAGAACGAAAAACAGGGAGGGGUGUUAAUGACACAGUGGUUAAUGCAUCGGUGCCUUUCACCUCUGCGACCGGAGUUCGAUUGCGUUCUGACGCUAUUGUUAUUAUCUAGGUUCGACAUCGUUGGUGCGAACUUGUUGUAAAACACAGGUAUGUUAAGCCCGCACUUUAGACUACAGAGUGUCCCAAAAUAACCAAACUAUUGAAAUAACGUAUUGUUAGAAUUUGAAUGUCUCAGUACUAGCUCCGUUGAACUCACAAGUGCAUGCAUAAAAGCUUGACAUGAGUAAAUUUUAUGCGUAAAGAAACUGUUUAAAAAGCUGCUUUAAAUUCCCAAGAGCAGAAAAUCGUGCGCUUUACAAAGAUAUUUUAAUUUCUUAAUAAGUCAAUAUUUAUAAUUUAAUUUAAUUUAAUUUAUUAGCUUUGCCUUGUAGAUAACUAUAUUACAAUUAAUGGCAGGGAGUCCGUAACAGCACUUAGCCAAUUACUACGGCCCCGUAAAACUAACAUUAAAACUAAUAUUACAAAUUUAACACAUACAAUAAUCAACUAACAACAAACAGCAUAUGAAAAUAACAACAAUACGUCUGUCACAUGCAGCACGAGAUUGGAAUACUAAGACUACGAACAGAGUUACACUUUGGACAAAUGGUUUUGUACGAACGAGGGUCGUUGACAUUGUAACAAGUUCUUAAUGACAUAGAGUAAUAAUUAAAAAUGACAGUUUUAAAUGUAGAGAAACCACAUGUGUCCAGUUUUAGUUGAUCGGCGAGGAGGUUCCAGAUCCGAGUUGAUCGGAUAAAGAAGGAUCGUUGAUAGGUGGAUGUCUUGCAUUUCGGAAUGACAUAUUUGGUGGAAGUACUGGUGGAAGAUCUAGUUUGUCUGGAGGUGCGGAUUGUUGGAAGGAGAGAUUCAUUUAUGUCUACAAGUCCGUGGGUAAUCUUGUAAAAGAGAACCAUGUCAAGGUACUCAUGCCAAUAACAGAUUGGUAGCAGCGAUAGAGCCUGGAGCCUGGUGGUAUAGUCCAUGGUACUGGAAAAUGGUAACUCGAGGAUGAAUCUAGUUGCUCUUCUCUGUGUGCGCUCGACUUGUUUCAACAGUUCAACGGACUGUGGAGCCCAUAUUUGUGUUGCAUACCCUAGGUGUGGUCUUACAAGGGCCAGAUACAGCGUGCGCCGGACUGAGGUGUUGUGGAAUAUAUGCACCCUGUCAAUAUUCUACGCAUCUUUGCGUUCAGUUUAGUGCUAGGGCAUUCAAAUUCUAACAAUACGUUAUUUAAAUAGUUUGGGGGUUUUUUGGACACCCUGUAUAGUCCAGAAAAUGUAUUCACAUUGAAUACACGUGUAUUCGUAUUCAAAAAGCAUGAUUUUGAGGUUUAUCAGGAAUUACUGUACCCGAACCUACAGUAGAAAGCCAUGGGAGGAUUAGUAUAUUGUUUAGUUUUUUACUACGUCCCAACGGUUGAGAAAGAUUCAAUCACUCCUCAAUCGAGCCUCGUAGGAGGUAAUUCUAGGUAACUAAAUAAUAAUUUCAAUGUCUCAGGAAAUAAAAAUGCUAGGUGCUUAAACCAAGUGAAUCCAUUUUAUUGCUUUUGCGGGCGUUUUAAGCACUUGUAAAUUGCAAAGAGUAGUGAGAUUUUUAUGUAGUUGUUACCAAAUUUACAUAAGGUUUCAUAAUGCGGGGGUCUAGUGAAUCUUCAAGGAAGUCCACAGUUGAUUUCGGUGAUCUUUUUCUUCUUUAUACAUCUAGAUACAACCCUGGUUAUCCUCAAGUGAAACGAUUUCUGAUUGAAGAUCAAGUAUGUAGCUGCAUGCAUAAUUAAUUCGCCACUUUGGAGGAGUAAUUAUAGAUGGGGUGAAUCUUCUCAUUUUUUGUGAUUGUAGCAAUCCGAGGUGGCACUCUAACUCCAGUCUUUCACAAAUUCUUGAUAUUAAAUUCCCGUUCUGUAUAUUCCGUCGCGUCACCGCAUGGGCUGAGCGCUGCUGCCGCUGCAUUCGCAGUUGGUUCUUGGUUAAAAGCUCGUAGCUCGUGUUCUUUUGAAUUCUGAAAUUAACAAUUUGCUUUCCUAGGGAAUGGGGAUUUACCUCUUUGGUGAGCUGCUUAUAUCACAACAACCGAAACAAAAGCAAUUGGUUUGGGAUGUACUAUCUACCAUCGGUGGCGAGAUGGAUCAAUGUACAUUAAAGACUGUGCAAGAUAUGUUGGAAGGAAGAGACUGAAAAUGAAUCCAUGUGCGAGUGUUUGGGAGACAUCGUUGUUAUACUGUACAGUUUCGGUACAGGACCAUGCCACAGAAUAAAGACAUACAGAAGUGUAACUUCCAUUACAAAACCGUAAGGCGCUUUUUACCGAAAUAGCUGGCGGCCAUGUUCUUAGCAAGUGCCCUAAAGAGAGGCAUUCACCCCCCUGGGAUAUUAAAUUUUCAAUAUGUUUUCAGGGGGGUGACUGCCUCUCUUUAGGGCACUUGCUAAGAACAUGGCGGACUGAAAAAAUCCCUUACGCACUUUUAAUAAGAAGAUACACUUCUGUAUGUCUUUAUUCUGUGACCAUGCCAUGCAUAACCAUAGCAUCAGGAUAUGAUGGUCUGGAAACUAAACAGUAAUCAUUGUAUUAUGUUUUUUGGUGAAUUUGUGCACGGUCACGCUCAUUGUAUUUUCGUAUAAUGAAGUGAUCGUGAAGGUGAAGUGUGCAAUCAUGAUCAUAAUAUUUACUGAAGUUGAGAGAAAGGAUUUGUGCACGGUGAGGCACAGUUCAACAUCAAACAAAGUUCUUCUAUUUUAUGGCUUUGAUGUUUGCCGGGUUUCCAGGCCAUCAUUUCCUGACAAGACGAUGGCAUACAGUAGGUGCCAGAGGGUUGUUCCACGCUCGCUGAAAUAUCGCAUAAUAUAAAGCCUACAGCAGUACAAGGGCAAGGCGAGCUGGAGCAAGGGGCCAGUUAGCCUGCUGGCAGUGGUUUCCGAGCUCAGAAACCACUGCCAGCAGGGUAGGGGCCAGUCUGUUGCUAUUUGAAAAUUAACGUUUUGAGUGUGGAAAAACCUCUGGCGUCCAGGAUGUAUGAAAGAAGUGAAUAGGAAUAAGUAUCGUCGAGGGAAUUUUUACAUAUUAACGUUGCAUGUUGAAAGUUGCAUGUGAAAAUUGCACUGGCAGAUAAUUAUCAAACUUAUGGUCUCUGUGUUGAAAAAAGGAUUGAACUUAGUGAUAGUAAAGAUCUGGCUAUACGCCAUAUUCAAGUUAUUUAAAGUGAAAUAACUGCAUUUGGUUCAAAUUGAUUUAUGGGGCAUGUAUAUUGUAAAUUUUUGAUCAAUUCUAUUUAUAUAAAUUAUUUACAUAUUGGCCGUGCGUGAUGGAGAUCAUGGAAUUAAUAUAGUCAAACUAAACUGCAUGCGUCAUAUUUGCGAAAUAUCCAAGUA
This is a messenger RNA of Paramuricea clavata, 24961 nucleotides long. NCBI's taxonomy places the organism in Eukaryota, Metazoa, Cnidaria, Anthozoa, Malacalcyonacea, Plexauridae. The record is from the annotation of a GenBank genome assembly.